Molecule: messenger RNA, 1146 nt
Organism: Brugia pahangi
Lineage: Eukaryota; Metazoa; Nematoda; Chromadorea; Rhabditida; Onchocercidae
Source: the annotation of a GenBank genome assembly
AUGACAAAUCGUACCGUUAUUUUUGGCAAACCUUUUUGUUCAACGGAAUUAUUAGCUGAUGAAUGCGCUCAAACUGUAUUCAAAACAAAACGAAUGGGCCGAAAUUGGAAGGAAAUUAAUCAAAAAUUGAAUAUAGGUGUGAAAAAGGAGAGGUCAAAGCUAAAAUUAGUAUUGAAAAAAAGCAACAGCGAAUUUCCGAACAGGAAAACGGAUGGUUUAGCGGCAAUUGUGAAUGGUGUAUUAUUCGCAACGGAUCAGGAUUUAUUGGAUGCAAUAAGGGAAUUCCGGAAUAUGCCAAUUAUGUCAGUAUUUGUGGACGCUAUUGGAUUAGCCGGGACAAUGACAGCAUAUACGGUUGGUAAAAAUGCUUUUACAACUGAAGCGCCGGAAUUUUUAGAACGUUUCCUGCAAGCACUUUCACAAACCACAAAAAUUGAUAUUGCUAUCAUCAAUGAUCUUAAAAUUUGGAUGAAAAAUACAAACGACAAAUAUUACGCGAAACAGAUAGCAUUUACUAUUGCAAAUCUUUAUCGUCGCUAUUGUCAAUCAACAAAAAGUCGCAAAUAUGCAUGCAAAUAUGGGAAAAAUGAUGAUAUAAAUGAGUUCACGAAAUCUAUUAUUGCACAGUGCAAGGAUAGCGACUGUCAAAUAAACGCAUUGCAAAUUUUUGAAAAUUUACCUUUAUUGAAUUUAUUACCUUAUGCAAUUCAAUUUCUGUGUGUUACAAAUAAUAGUGAAAACUUAGUUCAACAAGAAGCACUGCGAUUUCUUCAACUUUUUGAUGGAAAAUAUUUUCAUUGGAAGACAAUUAACAAAUUACUUCGUAUCUUUUAUAAUGCAUGUCCUUUACGUCAAACAAUUACUGAUCAAACGCUUGCCAUUGAGAUAUUACUAAAUAUUAUACCAAAUGCAGAAUUAAUUGGGACAUAUUUCUUAAGGUCUGAAGAACUUUUUCCAGUAGAGCAAGAAAAAUGGGCUUACUUUUAUAGCAGCGUUGCUCGAAAGCGGCAAACUUCACCAAAUUUCAAAUCAUACUGGGCCAAAAUGCGUUCAUUUCGAGUAUUUCAACCGAAUUAUGCACAUCGUAGUUUAAACGCUACCUCAGAUGUUUCUGCAAUUAAUAUCGCAGGUAACUGGUAUGAUUAA